UCACAUCUCAGAGACACCACGGUACAAAUUAGUGAAUCUGAUUGAUUCAUACCCUACUGGGCAUUGAUAUAUGCACCAAAACAGGCAGCAUUUUCUCUUCCCCAAGAAAAGAACAAAAAGGGCCAAAUCUUGAGCUAUUCGAGGAGCUCUCGUUGAGCCUAUCUAGAGAUCGCGAACCGCUCCGUGUUCGUGGAUCGAUUCAUCCAUCCAGCUAUCGUUUGGAUUCUUAGAUUCUGCUGUUUGGAAUUCCCAAUCGGAUCCUAUUAGGAAAAAUGUUCUUGGUGGAUUGGUUCUAUGGAGUCCUAGCUUCACUAGGGCUGUGGCAAAAAGAGGCCAAAAUCCUCUUCUUAGGUCUCGAUAAUGCCGGCAAGACCACCCUCCUUCAUAUGCUCAAAGACGAGAGAUUGGUGCAGCACCAGCCUACACAGUAUCCAACAUCAGAGGAGUUGAGCAUUGGAAAAAUUAAGUUUAAGGCUUUUGAUUUGGGAGGCCAUCAGAUUGCACGAAGAGUUUGGAAAGAUUAUUAUGCCAAGGUGGAUGCAGUUGUUUACUUGGUGGAUGCUUAUGACAAGGAGAGGUUUGCGGAAUCAAAGAAAGAACUGGAUGCUCUCCUUUCUGACGAGUCGUUGGCUACUGUUCCCUUCUUGAUUUUGGGCAAUAAGAUCGACAUCCCUUAUGCUGCCUCUGAAGACGAAUUGCGUUACCACAUGGGGUUGACAGGUAUCACUACUGGCAAGGGGAAGGUAAACCUUGCAGAUUCAAAUGUCCGUCCACUUGAGGUUUUCAUGUGUAGCAUUGUCCGCAAAAUGGGCUAUGGAGACGGCUUCAAAUGGGUCUCUCAGUACAUCAAGUAAUUGGCAUAGGAAGCUACAUAUUUUGGAUGUUUUCGGAUUAUAAUCUUGUGUUAUAAUGGACCUGUGCCGGAAAUGUUGUCUUAUUUGAAUUUGUUGGAUAUUUACCCCUUAUAUUUUUGGUGAAAUGAUGAAACAGCCUUUUUACAGUAUCAUUUAUUGUUGAGGCAUUGAUUGUGUUCUCUCUUGAUAUUAAGGAAAAUAAUUAUUUCUGGCGAAA
Molecule: messenger RNA, 1071 nt
Organism: Olea europaea var. sylvestris
Lineage: Eukaryota; Viridiplantae; Streptophyta; Magnoliopsida; Lamiales; Oleaceae
Product: GTP-binding protein SAR1A
Exons: 3
Coding region: 273-854 (193 amino acids)
Biological process (GO): vesicle organization; intracellular protein transport; endoplasmic reticulum to Golgi vesicle-mediated transport
Cellular component (GO): COPII vesicle coat; endoplasmic reticulum exit site
Molecular function (GO): GTP binding; GTPase activity
Source: RefSeq, a predicted model, not a curated record